AUGGCGCUCGGCAAAAAGGCCUACCCGAAGGCCACGGUGAAGAAGAUUAUCAAGGCGCAUUCCAAUCACAACCUCAAGAAGAAUGCCGACGUAACGAUCUUCCUCGACUACGUCCUGUUCAUGGAAUCGCUAGUAAAAGAAGCUGCGAUUCAAUCCAAGAAGUCUGGCGAGCGAGGGUUGUCGGCGCGAAGUGUUAAGAAGGUGACCAGGGAUGCCUUGGCCAAGUUCAAGGGAUGA
Molecule: messenger RNA, 237 nt
Organism: Ilyonectria robusta
Lineage: Eukaryota; Fungi; Ascomycota; Sordariomycetes; Hypocreales; Nectriaceae
Exons: 4
Coding region: 1-237 (78 amino acids)
Biological process (GO): kinetochore assembly; chromosome segregation; mitotic cell cycle
Cellular component (GO): nucleoplasm; kinetochore
Molecular function (GO): protein heterodimerization activity
Source: RefSeq, a predicted model, not a curated record